UGGUUUUCAAAUAACUCAUAAAUAUUAAUCAACCAAUAGAAGGUCAAAACUGCAUGUUGCAAUUUGUAAACGGAAACAGGACAUUUUUGCACAAAAUCUGCAUCAUGAUUGGAAAAUAUACUCUAUUACCUACCACAUUGUGUUGAAAGUGAAAUCUUGGAAGGAUGUCUGAAGGCCGACUUUCUUCAGUUGUUAGCUAGACAUCAUCGGAUGUUGUUUACAUUCAUGUGGAGAAAGUUUGGGUUCAUCUCUUGAAAGCAGUGUAGCAGGUUUGACCUAUCUAAUCAAGUUCCUCAAUCAACUUCAUCUUAGUGAAAAAUCAAGAAUCAUGGAGAUUGAAAGGGAGAAAAACGUUCUCUUCGUUUCAAAAAAUUUACUAGCUGGCGGAAUUGCUGGUAUGGUAUCUAAAUCCACAGUGGCCCCUUUAGAUAGAGUGAAAAUUUUGAUGCAAGCACAUAAUAAACAUCACGCCUCUCAUGGAGUUGUAAACGGAAUAAAACAUAUAAUCAAAUCUGAAUCGCUUUUAGCUCUUUAUAAGGGCAAUGGAGCCCAAAUGGUUAGAAUUUUUCCUUAUGCUGCAACUCAGUUCACUUCUUUCGAAAUUUACAAAACACAUUUAAGUGGAGUUUUUGGACCCAAAUCGCAUAUAGACAAAUUUUUAGCUGGAGCUGCUGCAGGAUUAACAUCUGUAACGUUAACCUAUCCAUUGGAUACUAUCAGAGCACGAUUGGCAUUUCAAAUCAAAGGUGAACACAUAUACAAUGGCAUAACACAUGCAGCUGUUACAAUAUUCAAAGAAGAAGGAGGUACAAGGGCAUUGUACCGUGGCUUCAUCCCAACAUUGAUGGGCAUGGUGCCAUACGCUGGUCUGUCUUUCUACUGCUUCGAAUACUUCAAAUAUGGUUGUAUGAAAUAUUUGCCUUGGCUAACUUGCAAUCCCUGUCAAAAAAACACAGGAGGUUUGGUACUUUCAGUGCCCGCUAAAUUGAUUUGUGGAGGUUUAGCAGGGGCUGUAGCACAGAGUGUGAGUUAUCCAUUAGAUGUCACUAGGAGAAGGAUGCAAUUGGCAAUGCUGAAUCCACAGACAGAGAAAUUCGGGCAAAGCAUGUUUUUGACACUAAAGUUGAUCUAUCGAAAUAAUGGAAUUGUAAACGGACUGUAUCGCGGUAUGUCCAUCAACUACGUGAGGGCAAUUCCAAUGGUCGCUGUAUCUUUUUCCACUUAUGAACUUUGUAAACAGUUACUCAAUUUGGAUACAGGUCUAAAGAUUUAAACAAAAAUCGGUAUGUACAUAAUAACGAGAUUCCAGGCUGAUUGGACAUUUGUAUAGUUUUAAAAUGGGUCAUAGGGGAGGGAAUAAAAAUUUCAAUGAAAAUUGUAAAUAGAAUUAUAAAAUUUCAUACGCCUUUUUAAAGAGUGACGAAAAUUAUAUGGUCCCAGUGCAAUAAUUUGGAGAAGGUAACAUGUUAGUUAUGUAUAAUUCUUAACUUAUUGCUAUUUUAUUGUUUAUAAAUAAGAAAAACUGUGGUGAUCAUAACAUUCCGAAUAAUGGGCGAAACUGUGUAUAAAACAUAUUAAAUCAUUAAUUAAAAUAAGUCAAUUACGCUUUUGCCAUUGACCAAAAUAAAUGUCCAACGCUGAACAUUCCAAAAGAAAAUAUUUAAUGCAACAUCGAAUGGCUUCCAAAAUUUCCAGUGAAACACCUCCAAUAUUUGAAAUAGUCAUCGAUAAUUCAGAAAAAAAAUAUUUGUAAUGCAAUGUAAAGAAAGUUACAAACCUUCAGCACCACGAAUAUUAUUUGAUUAGUUUGAUUUUAAUGCAGCGGAUGUUUUAGGAUGAAUCGGUGCUAAAUUGACAAUGUUACGACAAAAUAAAAGUUGAAGUUUCAAAUAAAUAGAUUAUAGAAAUCCAAAUAUUCUGUUGAUUUAUUUAUUUCUUAUCUGUUAUUUAUUUGUAUUUUAUCCAUGUUGUUGAGUUUGAAUAAAUAUGAUUUCAGAA
Messenger RNA from Harmonia axyridis, 1998 nucleotides. RefSeq names its product graves disease carrier protein homolog. NCBI's taxonomy places the organism in Eukaryota, Metazoa, Arthropoda, Insecta, Coleoptera, Coccinellidae. Gene Ontology annotation, cellular component: mitochondrial inner membrane. The record is from RefSeq and is a predicted model, not a curated record. Gene Ontology annotation, biological process: transmembrane transport. The transcript is spliced from 5 exons. Bases 329 to 1273 code for a protein of 314 amino acids.